UCUUUUCUUUUUUUUCUCCUUUAAUUUCCCAGAUACAAAAAUAUUCCCUGUUUCCUAUGUUUUUGUCGGUAACAAAACUGACCCAUUCUAGUAUUCCCUUCUCAACUACGAAGCCAUAGCACAAGAUCCAAAGUUAUUAACUUUCGGUGGUUAAUCUCAAUGGGUUUGCUUCAAUUUCUUCUUCUGACAUCUCAAGAGGUGAGGAAGUUAACUCGUUAAUAGCUGCAUUUGGAUGACACGUGGCAAUCUUCAAAACUAUGCUUUUCCAACAAACCUGAACUUGAUCAUGGAAUUUUUUAGCACAUUGAUUUUAAUUGAAGUCCAAAGAUUUGAACUUUGAGCAGCAUUUGAUGAUGGGUGUUCAAUGAAGUUUCAGUUCAUAGCUUCCCAGUUAAGUCUUGGUACCUUUUUUACAUUUUUUCAAAUUAUAAGAUGAAUCUGGGAUUCAAAUUUCUGUGUCAUGCUGAAACCAAGAGGUUAAUUUCAUUGUUAGGACUGAUAGUAGUUAUAGUUUUAGUGGUUCAGUUUUCUGAACUUCCAUAUAGUGAAUUUGUUACUUCCCUUGCUGGCAAAAUUACUAGUUUCUCAAUGGAUGCAUCUAUGGUUGAUUCUAAACUGGAGGGUAAUAUUGAUAAUACACACCCAAAUGGUUCAACUCCUGCAUCCCAAUUAGAUCAAGAUAGAAGUUCACUAGUUCACAAUAAUGGCAAUGGUUCAUCCAUCAAUAGUGCACCUUCUAACCAUGCACCAGCACCACAGAGUAUGGUGGCAUUGUCAAAUCAAACAUCACUAAAUUCAGAAACAGAUUCAACAAGUCCAAUGAUGUCUGUCAUGUCCAAUUCAAGUUUGGCGAAAAAAGACACGACAAAGGGUGAGAGUUCUGGUUCUUUGCUGGGUAAUAAUUCGAAGGUUGGUAAUGGCAAGUAUGUGACUAAAAAGAAUCCCAAAGGGAAGCCCUCUAAAGUAGUUUCGAUAUCCGACAUGAACUUAUUGUUGCAGCAAAGUCAUGAUUCAUCCCAAUUAGUGAAACCAACAAGGUCUUCAGCUGUUGAUCAGGAAAUAUUACAUGCAAGAUCUGAGAUCGAAAAUGCACCUAUCAUCACGAAUGAUUCGAGACUUUACCCGCCUCUCUACAGGAAUGUCUCCAUGUUCAAAAGGAGUUAUGAACUAAUGGAGAAGAUGCUCAAAGUUUACAUCUACAAAGAUGGAGACAGACCGAUCUUUCAUGAGCCCUUACUGGAUGGAAUAUAUGCAUCUGAAGGAUGGUUCAUGAAACUAAUGGAGGAAAACAAACACUUUGUCACUCAAGAUCCCGAAUUGGCUCACCUGUUCUACAUACCUUUCAGUUCAAGAUUGUUGCAGUUGACUAUCUAUGUUCGAAACUCACACAAUCGUUCGAACUUAAUCCAGUACAUGGCAAAGCAUGUGGACAUGAUUGCAGGAAAGUAUCCAUUUUGGAGUAGAACUGAUGGAGCAGAUCACUUUGUCGUUGCUUGCCAUGAUUGGGCUCCUGCAGAGACAAGAGGGCGAAUUCUAAAUUGCAUCAGAGCCCUCUGCAACGCGGACAUCGAAGUAGGAUUCAAAAUAGGCAAGGAUGUUUCUCUUCCAGAAACAUACAUAAGAUCACCCAACAACCCUGCCAAAAACAUAGGGGGAAACCCCCCUUCCGAGAGGCCUAUCCUUGCAUUCUUCGCCGGCGGAUUACACGGCUAUGUUCGGCCAACUCUGCUUAAUCACUGGGAGAACAAAGAAUCUGACAUGAAAAUAUCAGGUCCAUUGCCACAUGUGAAGGGCAAUGCAAACUACAUUGAGCUAAUGAAGAGUAGCAAGUUCUGCAUUUGUGCUAGAGGGCAUGAAGUUAACAGCCCCCGUGUCGUGGAGGCGAUCUUCCAUGAAUGUGUUCCGGUGAUCAUAUCUGAUAACUUCAUACCACCUCUCUUUGAGGUCUUGAACUGGGAAUCUUUCGCCGUGUUCGUCGCGGAGAAAGAUAUUCCGAAUUUGAGGAGCAUUCUGCUUUCAAUAUCUGAAGAGAAGUACUUGGAGAUGCAUAAGAGGGUGAAGAAGGUGCAAAAACAUUUUGUGUGGCAUUAUAAGCCUGUAAAAUAUGAUUUGUUUCAUAUGUUGCUUCAUUCCAUUUGGUACAAUAGACUUUUCCGAAUAAGCCACUCUUAAAUUAUAGCAAGUAUAUUUUUUGUAGAGAGCUCAUACUUUGUCGAAAUUUGAUCACUUGUUUAUCUUCUUUUAUUUGGAAUUUGAUCAAAGUGUGAAAGUGCUGAUUCUGUUAUAGCAGAAAAAGGAAAGAGAGGUGUGGUGUAUUGAUGAUGAUAUUUGUUUGACAAUAUUUUAAGGUUUUUGUUUCGGAAAAGUCUAGGGCUACCAACUUUAUUAAAUUUUGGCCAAUAUAUAACCAGUAAAAGAAAAGUGAGUAAUCUCACACCGUUGAAUAAAA
Arachis stenosperma is the source of this 2449-nucleotide messenger RNA. Its product is annotated as probable glycosyltransferase At5g03795. The transcript has 4 exons. The record is from RefSeq and is a predicted model, not a curated record. Gene Ontology annotation, molecular function: glycosyltransferase activity. The coding region runs from base 433 to 2172 and encodes 579 amino acids. NCBI's taxonomy places the organism in Eukaryota, Viridiplantae, Streptophyta, Magnoliopsida, Fabales, Fabaceae.